AUAUAUGCGGCAUCCUCUGGUCUUUAAAUAGCCUUCCUAUAUCCGCAUUAUAUCAGUAGUCGCAGUUGAAAUUACAUUGUAGUUAGGUGAAACAGCCCAGUGUGAAUCCAUUUUGUAUUUCUUCAAUCUGGACAUAUUGCUGGACGUCAUGACGAACGUUCCGACGCCAACUGGUUUGGAGAGCGCGGUGGCAGAGAGAGCAACUCUUCCCCGUCGCCAUUCAAGCGUCUGUCGGAACUUAUUUGGACCCGUCGACCAUGAUGCGCUGAACCGCGAGUUGAAGGCGAAGCUGAAGGAAAUAUCUGAACGAGACCAGCGUCGAUGGAAUUUCCACUUCGAGACAGACACACCGAUUCCCGGGAGUUACGAAUGGGAAGGACAGUCAGCGGACUCCACACCUGCCUUCUACCAGGAGUCGACGGAAGUUGGAGACAUGAGGGUUCAGGUUGUGACAUCAAACACAGACUAUAGCGCAGAGGUUGUCACUGAUCAUGUGCGUGGUUGUUUCCUCAACCAAACCCCUCUAUCAGACUGGGAACAGACUACACUUUGUUCCAAUGAAGUUAACCAAGAGAAUUGGUCCAAUUCCCCCAAUACGAGGAAAUUCAACUCCAAAUCAACACAAUGUAUUCGGCGUAAGAGGUCGAGGACAUUUUAUGAACGUGCAGUCAACGUUACUCAAAUUACAGAUUUUUUCCCAAAGAGAAGGAGAAGAUCAACGUCAGAGAUGAAGAGCACCCAGCCCAAUUCUUCCCUCUCAAUUCCUCUUGAACAAACGCCCCGCAAAGCACAAAUAAUUCGAUAAACAACGUGGACAAAUCGUACCAUUGCCUAUGUGGAAAAUUAGGCUCUCUGCCUCUUUUUGUUAUGUUAUUGUUAUUGUCUGUCUUGGACAAAAAAAAGAUGGAGUAACCAUCCAAAAUAUGUUGGCCUAUGUUUAUGCCAAAGUAACAAUGUUUUGUCUUUUAUUUAAAAUAUUGUUUAAUUUAUUUUAUUUAAGUUUCAAAUGUGUUUAAUUCAACUAAGGUUUAUGAGAUAUUGUUUGUCUGUUGACUUGUAUCCGUGAAAAAUACAAUUAAAAACGAUUUAGUUUACA
Molecule: messenger RNA, 1096 nt
Organism: Oncorhynchus masou masou (cherry salmon)
Lineage: Eukaryota; Metazoa; Chordata; Actinopteri; Salmoniformes; Salmonidae
Product: cyclin-dependent kinase inhibitor 1B-like
Exons: 2
Coding region: 149-805 (218 amino acids)
Biological process (GO): negative regulation of mitotic cell cycle; negative regulation of cyclin-dependent protein serine/threonine kinase activity
Cellular component (GO): nucleus
Molecular function (GO): cyclin-dependent protein serine/threonine kinase inhibitor activity
Source: RefSeq, a predicted model, not a curated record